AUGCCCAUUUGUUUGACAAAAAUUUUUGGAUUUUAUCGAAUUGGAUAUAAAAACGAAAAUAAUGGCAAAAACAUGAAAAUAGAUAUAAUCGUCAUGGAAAAUCUUUUCUAUGAACGUAAGGUUUCAAGGAUUUUUGAUCUCAAAGGAUCCAUGCGUAAUCGACAUGUACAAAGCACUGGAAAAGAAAACGAAGUUUUAUUGGAUGAAAAUCUUUUAGAACAUUUUAUUCGAACCUUUACAUGGGAUAAAACACUUGAGAGUUGGGUUAAAGCAUCUGGUUUCUUGGGUGGUGGUAGAAAAGAACCGACCAUAGUUACACCUCAUCAAUACAAAAAUAGAUUCCGGGCAGCUAUGGAUAAAUAUUUCCUUAGUGUUCCCGAUAGAUGGAUUAUCUAUAAAGCACUUAAAAGGGCUGGUCCUAUUCUUUAA
Molecule: messenger RNA, 429 nt
Organism: Diversispora eburnea
Lineage: Eukaryota; Fungi; Glomeromycota; Glomeromycetes; Diversisporales; Diversisporaceae
Source: the annotation of a GenBank genome assembly